AGCUUUUUUCACACAAAAAUGAAACACUCAGCAUCCCAAUGUUUUUAUUAGCCCUGAGUAAUGUGAAACCCAGUAAUAUCCCGCUGGUGGGAAUGAGAGGGAAAAGAGGAAGGGAUCCACUUGUCAGACUAAAUGACAUCACGAAAACUCGAGGCUUUUCAUUCCAGUGGUACAACUUAUUCAGUCAGCAUCUCCAAUCUCGUUGCUCCAGAUAAAUACUCAAUUUGUUAAUAAAAAAAAUACCCUGAAGAUCAUGGGAAGUAGACAGAGGUAUCAGGCAAAUGCUCGAGAGCGCGACAGGACCCACAGGCGGAAUACAGAAGAAAAAUACACAUCUUCAAUGUGCAGUGUCAACACAGCCUUCAGUAAUCUCAGGAUGUUGAUUCCAACUGAACCUGCUGACAGGAAGUUAUCGAAAAUCGAGACGCUGAGGCUCGCGAGCUCCUAUAUCAGUCAUCUGGAUGCUAUUCUUAUAUCUGGACCAAUUGAUCAGCCUUGUCUACGAUUGGAGGAUAAUAAUUGGGGUAAUCCCAGGGGAAGACCUCAGGUCUGCACUUUUUGUCUUGCCAUGCACAAGAAAUACAAUAUCGAUGGAGUUUCAGCGUAUGGGUUCGAUGAUUUUUCUGGUGGAAAUAGGAGUAAUUAUUGUUAAUGAUAAUUGUGAUUAAUAUUUAUGUUAUUGAAA
Fopius arisanus is the source of this 685-nucleotide messenger RNA. Its product is annotated as basic helix-loop-helix transcription factor scleraxis. Gene Ontology annotation, biological process: developmental process; regulation of transcription by RNA polymerase II. NCBI's taxonomy places the organism in Eukaryota, Metazoa, Arthropoda, Insecta, Hymenoptera, Braconidae. The coding region runs from base 254 to 652 and encodes 132 amino acids. The transcript is spliced from 3 exons. The record is from RefSeq and is a predicted model, not a curated record. Gene Ontology annotation, molecular function: DNA-binding transcription factor activity, RNA polymerase II-specific; protein dimerization activity; RNA polymerase II transcription regulatory region sequence-specific DNA binding.